UCACCAGCAGCCAUUCGGGCCGCGGCGGCCGAGUUCGGGGGUUGUUCACCGGGCGGGGCGGCACCGACCUCAGCGCAGGAUGAUAUCAUCCCCGUGCGGUGUUUCACUUGUGGCAAGGUUGUCGGCAACAAGUGGGAGGCCUACCUGGGCCUGCUGCAGGCCGAAUAUACCGAGGGUGAUGCACUGGACGCAUUGGGCCUGAAGCGAUAUUGCUGUAGACGGAUGCUCCUCUCCCACGUUGACCUGAUUGAGAAACUCCUGAACUAUGCACCUCUGGAGAAGUGAUACACCCUUGACUUGUGGAUCACAAUAAUGGAAAAGUAUUAGUCCAACCUCACUGGGUUUUAUGGCAGAAUUCUACAUGCAGAUCUAAAGAGUGACUUGUAUUUAAAUUUUUCAGUGCAGAAGUUGCAUUUAUGUAUCUUUAAUAAAAACGGAUUUCACUUUUA
Pristis pectinata (smalltooth sawfish) is the source of this 449-nucleotide messenger RNA. Its product is annotated as DNA-directed RNA polymerases I, II, and III subunit RPABC5-like. Gene Ontology annotation, molecular function: DNA binding; zinc ion binding; DNA-directed RNA polymerase activity. Gene Ontology annotation, biological process: transcription by RNA polymerase II; tRNA transcription by RNA polymerase III; transcription by RNA polymerase I. Gene Ontology annotation, cellular component: RNA polymerase I complex; RNA polymerase III complex; RNA polymerase II, core complex. The record is from RefSeq and is a predicted model, not a curated record. NCBI's taxonomy places the organism in Eukaryota, Metazoa, Chordata, Chondrichthyes, Rhinopristiformes, Pristidae.